AUGCGUCGACUGUUUCCGGAUGAGUAUACGUUCUAUCCGUCUAGUUGGUUUAUUCCGGCACAACUUGAUGCAUUCAUCAAAUAUUGCAACAAAUGCGAAAAAUCUGAAGACAGUUCGACGUCACAUCACAAUAGCAACUGGUAUAUUGUCAAGCCAAAUGAUGGAGCUCAGGGAACAGGGAUUUAUCUAAUCCAAAAACCAGAGCAAAUACGGAAACCUGAAGCGUGUCAACUAAUUCAAGAGUAUAUUGCGGAUCCUUAUCUGUUGAAUGACAAUCUGAAAUUUGAUUUUCGCAUAUAUGCUGUCAUUAAAAGCAUCAAUCCAUUGUCAAUUUAUGUUGCUCGCGAAGGUAUGGCACGAUUUUGCACGGAACAAUAUACCACACCAACUUCAUCAAAUUUUGACAAUUUAUAUGCUCAUUUAACAAAUUAUUCAUUGAAUAAAGAAAAUAACGCUUACAUUCACAGUUUAUCCUUACGAGAUCAGAUCAAAGGAAGUAAACGAUUGUUGUCCACCGUUUUUCAUCAAAUGGAGACUCGAGGUGUAAAAAAGCAACAGUUAUGGCAUAAUAUUAAAAUAAUAAUUGUUAAAACGGUAAUUGCAAUGCUACCUGAGAUUAUUCUCAAUUACGAGCAUUAUUUCUAUGAUACAAUGGGUCUGCAAUGCUUUCAGAUAAUAGGUUUUGAUAUACUGAUUACAAAAAAUUUGAUACCAAUAUUGCUCGAAGUAAAUUCAUCUCCCAGCUUAACGAUCGAGCAUGAUAUUUUGUAUUCGUUUGAUGAUAAUAAGGAAAAUAUUGAACCGAUAAGGGUACGCUCUAUUGUGGACGAAGUCAUUAAAAUUCCACUGGUAAGAGAUACAAUUCUUUUAGUUCUCAAUUUAAUCGAUGAUGUUUAUUCGACUCAGCCGUUAGUUAAUUUAAGACGUUCGAGUAAUAGCUGUUUUCGGAAAGCGAUGGAUGAUAUGAGUGAACUUGGAGCAAAACGAAGGUGUCAUCUAACAGAGAUUUUUCCAUGCCGCUAUGGACAUAGCAGUGGACAUCUGCUAUUCUUAGACAAAGCUGUUUAUUUAUUUAUGCAAUUUGUGAAUUUGAAACAGACAACAGUUAUGACAAUUUCCGGCGCUCGAAUUUUUUUAAAAAAAUGCAGUUUGUUAGAUGUAAUUACAGUGGAGGAAAUGGAAAUAAAAUUUGUGGAAAUUUAUAAAUAUUUUACGAUAAACGAAUACAUUCCAUAUGUUUCCGGUUUAUCAUUUCAUGGCUAUCUAGAUCUUCUCUAUCACAUUGCUCAAUUGAAAUUCCCAUUUUCUUCAUACCUAUCAGAACAAAUGCAACAUUUGCUUGCAUACUGUGAUUCAUCUCUCAGAAGUAAUGGCGUGAGAUCUGCACGACUGAGACGUGUACAAAUUAAUCACGAAAACUGCCGAAAUGUUGAAAUUUACUUGCUUCCAUCACGAAUACAUACGAAACGGUCAAGCCGUCCUCAGGCGCGCUUGAAACCAACCGAAUCAAUGAAACUUCAACCACGAUACGGACGAUCGCUUCCACGUACGUUAAAUAAAAUGAUUCCAAAAGAAGCUUCAAUAAAUUUUUUUGUAAAUCAGAACACUAGGAAAAAAAAUGAGUUGAUAUUACCAAGGAUACAACAACCUUUUCGUUUUUAA
Acanthocheilonema viteae is the source of this 1662-nucleotide messenger RNA. Lineage: Eukaryota; Metazoa; Nematoda; Chromadorea; Rhabditida; Onchocercidae. The record is from the annotation of a GenBank genome assembly.